UAUAGCCAUGGAUGAAAAAAUUCAAAAGCAGUGGAUGCAAUGGUAUGAAGAGAUUCAGACUGACGAAGAGUUGGUUGGUUCCGAUAAUGAUCUGAGCGAUCAGCCUUCAGAGCAUAAUGAGUAUAACACAGAUACAGAACAGUCUGGAGAUGAAACAGUUGGGAUAUUUCCUGAAUCUCCAGAGAUCUUGACUGAUCGUAUACCUAAAUUUUACGGAAAAGAUAAAACACCUUGGUUCAAACAAAAACCACCUGCACCCAAAGGCAAGACAAAAGCCCAUAAUCUUGUUACAAAUCUGCCUGGAGUAAAAAGUUAUGCAAAAAAUGCAAAGUUGUUUGUUACUGAUACGAUGAUAAAUGAUAUUGUAAAAUAUACAAAUCUGAAGUUAGAUUUGAUGAGAGAAUCUUAUCAGCGCCCCCGAGACUGUCCUCCAACUGACUAUGACGAAAUGCUAGCAUUUACUGGAAUCCUUUAUAUGGCUGGCGUAAAGAAAGCCCAACACCUCAACACUGAAGAAAUGUGGAAAACCGAUGGUACAGCACCUGACUUCUUUAUCGCUACUAUGUCCAAAAAAAGGUUUCAUCAGUUGAUUCAAUCUAUUAGAUUUGAUGAUGCCACCAAACGACAUGAAACUUCUAAAAUUGAUAAUCUAACUCCGAUUCGCCAAUUUUUUGAAACAUUCGUAACAAAUUGUAAACAAGCUUAUUCUCCGGGAUUUUACGUAACAAUUGACGAAAUGUUGGAGGCAUUUCGGGGCAGAUGCCGAUUUAGACAAUACAUAGCCAACAAGCCCGCCAAAUACGGCAUAAAGAUCUAUGGAUUAGUAGACGCCAGAACAUUUUUUACAUCAAAUUUUGAAAUCUACGCGGGUAAACAACCAGAGGGACCAUUUCAACUAAAAAAUGACGCAGCGAGUGUUGUAUUGCGACUUAUAGAGCCAAUUAGUGGUACAGGAAGAAAUGUAACCACUGACAAUUAUUUCACCUCAGUGCCAUUGGCUAAUAGCUUAUUAGUAAACCAUCGACUAACUACAAUAGGAACAAUGCGCAAAAAUAAGCCUCAAAUUCCUCGAGAACUUCUAGAUGUGAAAAAUAGACCAGUAAGGAGCAGCCUGUUUGCAUAUGGUGAAGACUCGGAUGAAAACCCCAAUAAGUGCCUUCUUGUUUCAUAUGUACCAAAGCGAAACAAAAACGUGCUGUUAUUAUCAACCCUGCAUGAUGAUGGUAAGAUCGACGAGGACACUGGAGAAGCUUUCAAGCCCGAAGUUAUUACAGACUAUAAUCUUACGAAAGGAGGCGUAGAUGUGGUCGACAAAAUGAAAUCUGAAUAUUCAACAGCACGAUUCAGUAAUAGAUGGCCAUAUACCGUAUUCUGUGGGCUUCUGAAUAUAUCAACCAUCAACAGCCAAAUAAUCUAUCGAGAGAACACAAACAAUAUUAUUACCAGAAGACAAUUUAUAUCGGAACUUAGUAAAUUGCUUGUCAUGCCUUACCUGUACAGACGUUCUCAGAUUCCAAGUCUGCCUUAUCUACUUAGUCAAAAGAUUAGAAACAUAACUGGAGAAAGUCCAACCCCAAAUAGAGACCAAGCCACUCAAGUCAAAGUGAAAUGGUUUCCUUCACCUCUAGAGGAUUCCAGAAUGAAACAUCAGAAGAAGAAACCUUCAGUUCAGAAAUUUUAGAUGAAGAAUUUUCAGUGUUUUGUUAGUAUUUUUGUUAUAGUUUAUAACAAUAAUUUUUCACUAAUGUAUAGCUUAAUAGUAUACUUGACAAUAUAAACAUUUAAUUCAAGUAAAAAUA
Molecule: messenger RNA, 1799 nt
Organism: Acanthoscelides obtectus
Lineage: Eukaryota; Metazoa; Arthropoda; Insecta; Coleoptera; Chrysomelidae
Source: the annotation of a GenBank genome assembly